This is a messenger RNA of Boeremia exigua, 739 nucleotides long. RefSeq lists its product as uncharacterized. Bases 202 to 624 code for a protein of 140 amino acids. NCBI's taxonomy places the organism in Eukaryota, Fungi, Ascomycota, Dothideomycetes, Pleosporales, Didymellaceae. The transcript has 4 exons. The record is from RefSeq and is a predicted model, not a curated record.
AAUUCGCAGUCGAGGCCAUGAGCCAAGGCUAGAUCUGGGGUUCGGUAGUGAUCGGCAUAGAAUGGCACUGCUGGUGUCUGAAAAGUCUGCUGCGUAAAAGCUCGCGAGACAGCUGUUUUCACAGCUGUAGCUCCUUGAUCUCAGUCCACUCGCCUUUGUGUCCAGCUUUUCUCAAACACAUUGUGAUUGUCUAUCGAGAACAUGUCGGCGGAAAGUAACACCACGCCCAUCGGCGCACCAUGUUGGGCCGAGAUCAUGGCCUCUGACCCGCAAAAGCUCAAGGAAUUCUACGCCACCCUCUUCCCAGCGUGGAGGUUCACGACAAUCGCGCCUGAUACUCAUGCUGAGGUUGCGCACUUCAAAUUCGAGCAGCUUUCCCGUCUCUCGGGCGGCAUAGUCAAGCUUCCAGACGGCUGUCCGACGCCCGGCGACCAGCCUACGGGCAUCGGAUUUACCGUGUAUUUCUACGUCGAUUCGAUUAACGAGAUUGACGCUAAGAUCACUGUUCUGGGUGGGACGAAGACACUACCAAAGACGCCAGAGAGCGAGCAUGGAUUCUUUGCUAAUUUCAAAGAUCCGGAGGGCAAUAGGUUUGGGGUUUAUGAGAGGAAGGUGUUGUACUGACUGGAUGGUAUUUUAGCAUGUAUGCGGCUUAGCUCUUUGGGUCCAUGCAGGAUGCUAGGUAUUUGUAGGUGGAACGAUAAGUUGUGACAGACGCUCUGAGCGCGUAAAGCCUGAU